UUAAUCACCAUCCUCAUCACAUUACCUGGAGCCAGUUAACUCUACCUGCAGUACCAUACCACAGGUAAGACACCAGUGACACCUCCUGAUUGCAAUCAGCACCAGUUUACCUGUCCAGGUAAACAAAAGGUGUCAUCUACCACAGGAGGUCAGUGACAAACAAACACCCCUGUCACCUGUCAAUCUGGUCACUGUCACCCACUGACCAAUUGUGCUUAGUUUUACAUAGGUGGCUGAAGCAAAGUGCCAAUCAGAGGCAUGUUUGCAAACUGGCAGGUGGCAGGGGGGUGACAUGUUAUAAAAAGGGAAGCCAAUGUUUGGCAGGACACAACAGCUUUGGCAUCUUCAGUGUCAACUUGCCUCUGUGUAGCCUUGUGACUUGUACUGUGUCACCAGACUGACAAAUUUGUGUCAAGUUGUGAGUUGUACUGUUCUGUCAAGCUAAGUGUCACAGUGUCAGCUAUCACCAACUGCCAAAAAGGAAACUUAGUGCCAACUUUGUGCCACCUGAUGAUGUCAAGUUAUAUAUCCAGCAUGGAGACAAACCUCAACCUGCCAACUGACAGUGAAAUCCAGGCUGUUUUGUCCUUCACGGGCCAGCAUGCAUCACUGUACCACCAAAGUGAUUUGGACCAAGCAAAUGCCAAUCCAACAUACACUGCUGAGAUCCACAGCAUCCACAGUUCCCUUGCCUCAGAAGAUCCAGCCAUUCAAUCUGCCUCUCAGUUACUGCCAGUGUCUACUACAACAAAUCCACUUCCCAGUGGAGAUGAUGGAGAUUAUGCCACAUUAAGGGACGUUCUUCAGGAAGAAAUCAGCUCCUCCCAAGUGCCAUUAAGCCUGCUCAGCAGUGUCGCCAAACAACCCAAAGUUCCCAUCAGUGUGCGAGCGUCAUUCUUGGAUCUUCUCUUUAUGAGACUACGACUACGUGCAACGAGCCAAGUACAAGAGCUCCAUACCAUGUAUCUUGAUCAGCAAAGGGAGUUGACACAAGAACGUGAGUUAGCACUCUCCUCUGUAAGUGACCAAGAACUGAGAAAGGCCACAGUCUGCCAUUUUGAUGAAAUCGAGUACAGACUCAUGGAUCGUGUUGAGAAAAGCCUCAAACUUCUAGAACAAUAUAUCACGCAAAAUGAGGACAUCAUCAAUCCUAUGGCUAUUGUUCCAUCAGACACAAACUUCGCCAGGAGCUACGAGAAUCCACUUACCCCUGAAUCACCAGUAGGGGGCACUGGUGUUGCUGUCACUUGUUCAUCAAACUUACAACAUCGUUUGAUAGGCAGUGUUACCCCUGUUCAGUCAUCUUUAGCAUGGACCAUUGACACUUCACCCAUCAUGCCAAUGGACAUUUGCUCUACCAAUGCUAAACCCAGCUCUGAUGCCACAACAAAUCCUCCUCUUGCCAACGCUGAGCCAAAUGACACUCCAUCUGCCACACAUGAUAUGGACAAAGCACAAAAGCCUGUGACUUUCAAGAUGCCUCCAAAGCCAAGAACUGCCUGCUACGACUUCCCUCGUAAAGUUCUGUGGGCGUGGUUGGUGAACAAUCAGUAUGAUCUGUGCCCCACGUCAACCGUCACCUCUGAUCUUGCCACCAAGUCUGGCCUCACUAUCACCCAGGUGGAGAAAUGGUUUCGCAACCAGCGACAAAACAUCAGGUUUGAGACCUUCAGGCUGAUAAGGAAUAAACCAACACUAGAUGGCAGCAAAACUCCAACUCCCACCAUUACCACCGCCACAUGUCCCAACACAAGCCACAACAGUGACUCAGCUCACACUAAGAAAAAGAAACAUGAGCGUCGUCCAAUGCCCUACGAGAGUGAAAUGAACCAUUUGUGGAAAUGGUUGAUGAGAAAUGACUGCAACUUGUAUCCCUCUGAAACAGUGAUUGGAGAGAUAAGCAACAAAAUGGACAUGUCUUCUGAGCGCCUGGUGCAGUGGUUCCGAGCUCAGAGGGAGGGUCUUAAGCGCAAAGCUUCUCCAUAUUUGUCAUGAACUGUUGGUUUAAAAUUUAAACAGUUUGUAAACAGUAAAGAUGGUAUGUGUGGCUACAGCAACUUUCAACUUUUUCCAAAAUCAUUUCUAAUCAUCAAUAUGCAUGCUUGUUUUAAUAUGGUUAUUAUUGUGUUAUAAGACAUAUUAAAGUGCAAAUUUUAGAAAUGAUGCAGAACUUAGUAUUUAAAUGUACUUAGUUAAUUGGAAAUUUGUAUUUGACGCAAAUUGAUCAGUGUAACUGCCAAGAAUUUUUUUUUUUUUUUUUUUUGUAUCUCAGUUAUGUACAUGUAUCUUAGCUUACAUGAUGGAAUCAUUUGUUCAUCUUAUUAUGACAAAACAAUUCAGUUAACAAACUUGUACCCAGAUUGUUUUACUUAGCUGAAUUUCAUGUAGUAUUUUCUUUAGUGUAACUGCUCAAAAAUAAUAAUGUCAAUGUACUAACAGUUUAUAAGUAAAGACAAUGCCAAAUGUUCACACUUUUAAAUUUAUGCCAUUAAUCAGAUAAUUGACAACUGCCAAAGGUUGAGAAAUUGUAAGACCUGUUUGUUUCUAUCUUUCUUUACUUCUUUGUGUUAUGAUGAUUAUUGCAUGCAUGACUACCUUGUAUUUUUAAAGUGUUCAACUCAGAUAUUUUCUGUAAGAUUUGAUUUACGACACAAUUUGCUCUCUUCAUAUGCCAUUUUGACAAAUAAACAAAAGUACAACUGAACCAUUAUAUUGUUUCCUCAAUACCUUCAGGCUUCAGACAUCCAACAAACUUCAGUCAUGCACAUAACAUGUGUAUACCAUCCCACAGCGUUAUUUUCCCAAAUCUGUGUUGUUAUUCCCACUGGCAAGAUUAUGUUACGACCUGCAUCAA
Messenger RNA from Lingula anatina, 2854 nucleotides. RefSeq lists its product as uncharacterized. Gene Ontology annotation, biological process: regulation of DNA-templated transcription. The record is from RefSeq and is a predicted model, not a curated record. NCBI's taxonomy places the organism in Eukaryota, Metazoa, Brachiopoda, Lingulata, Lingulida, Lingulidae. Gene Ontology annotation, molecular function: DNA binding; DNA-binding transcription factor activity, RNA polymerase II-specific.